Molecule: messenger RNA, 2185 nt
Organism: Solenopsis invicta (red fire ant)
Lineage: Eukaryota; Metazoa; Arthropoda; Insecta; Hymenoptera; Formicidae
Gene: Cpr97Ea
Product: GATA zinc finger domain-containing protein 10
Exons: 2
Coding region: 200-1093 (297 amino acids)
Cellular component (GO): chitin-based extracellular matrix
Molecular function (GO): structural constituent of chitin-based larval cuticle
Source: RefSeq, a predicted model, not a curated record
CGUACAGGAGUCGAAUAGAUAGUGAAAGUCCCCCGGAGCGGACAGGAGUGCAGAGGGAGGCAGCGGGGGUCGGCAGGAACGAGGGGGGCUCCAGUAAAGGUAUAUGAGAGCCUCAGUUCGAGCAAUCGCCGGUACUCUAGCCUCGCUGCCUACUUACAUUCACACACACUAACACAACCACCGACCGCCGGGAAACACGAUGCACACCCUCGCGACGGUAACAACGGUGCUUACCGCGCUGCUGGCGGUGUCGGCACAGCAGUACCAGCAGCAACCCGGCAAUUAUGUUGAUGAUUACGCACAGUAUGACUCUCAACAACCUAGCCAGCCGACUCCACGUAGCUACGCGACCGAUCCGGACCGUCAAUCGGCUGCGCCGAAACCGACGCCGGUGGCGAUCCUGAAGCAGAUCAAUCGUCACAACGAGGACGGCUCAUACACAUAUGGUUUCGAGGGCGCGGACGGUUCUUUCAAGAUCGAGACCAAGUUGCCGACCGGCGAUGUGAAGGGCAAGUACGGCUUCGUCGAUGACACCGGCAAGGUCCGCAUAGUUGAGUACGGCGCGAACCAGUACGGCUUCCAGCCGGCCGGUGAUGGCAUCACCGUGGCUCCGCCAACCUUGUUCGACGAGACUACCAGCAAGGAAGCCCUCGAGGCUCAAGCCCUUGAGGAGUUGCAACAGCAGCAGCAGCAGCAGCAACAACAACAGCAACAACAACAACAGAGGCAGUUGGCUCGUCCGGCUUACCAGCAACAGUCGCACACCCAGGCCGUAUACGCUCCCGCGCAGGUAGCCCCGAGCAGACCUGCGCUUCCUAAACCGCAAAUUUUCACUCCCGCCGCUGCGGCACCCGCACCUCAAGCGCCGCGACAGCCCCUGCUACCGCAGAACGCGGCCUACGAACAAGCGCCAGCCUCGCAGCUCUACAAUCAGGGACCGGUUCAGUUCACUCCGCCGUCGAAUCAGAACAGCCGUCCCCAGCCGCAGACCCGCAGUGGCGGUGGUGGUAUCCUAGAUCAGCUCGCCAGGGACUAUGCUCUGCCACAGGGAGUAGCGCCGCCGUUGCACGACAUCAGCUUCGGCUACUACUAGGCCGUCUAGUCCUGCCUCUUUGCCUACCGAAGAGUAGAAGAGUCUGAGAUCAAUCGUUGGAACCUCAAAAAAAUUUUAUACCGCUCAAUUGUAACGCUGUAUUGAAACUCUAAUAUUUUUCGUAGGAUAACCGUAGUAUAGCUAUUAAGAGCUACCGAGUGUUACGAUUGAUUCCAGGCUUCACUGCUCCUGGUCGCGUGUUGGUCUUGCAUUCUAUUCGUGAAUGAGACGUGUCUGAAAUGCGACUGGAUAACUCGUAAUCGCGGCGUGGCCCACUCUCCCCAAAGCGGUCGGCACUGUGAUUGAUGAUCGUCGCGAAUAGAUCGUCUAUUGCAAAUGGAAGUUGAGAACUAGUCUAUUGACGUCUGUAAUUGCAAGUCGAAAAAUCACUUUAUUUUGUCACAUACACAACACAAUUUCCUCAUACUAAUUAUAUUUAAUUAACAAUUAAAGAUAUGUAUUAACAAAACAAAAAUAGUAGAUCUCAUAUAUUUAACAUUGCUUCGUUCCAUUAACAGUAGAUUGUGAUAAAUUGACAACAUGAUACAAUAAAAUUUUGAUAGAAAUUAAUAUGUUGGUCAAACAGAUUUUUUGCCGUAUCAUUAUAUUUCCUUCUUUCCGAGUUUGAAAAUGAGGUAAAAGUUUUUCCAGAGGAAAAAAGGAAAAUAUUAAUUCUUCAAGCAAAUAGACGCCAAAGUCUGAGUUUUCGACUUUUUACUUCGAUUAUUUAUUUUCAUUCACACAUCAAUGAUAUUUUAACAUUCGGGAAUUUAACGUCAUUUUUUUUACCCAUUAUUGAAAUUAUUGUUAUGCAUAUCAUUACUCGUCGACGAAUUGCCCGGGUAACAAGCGGUACCGAUUAGGUGAUAGGUGUAAAAAGAAUGUAAAUAAAAUUUCUCGUCUCUCCCUUCGGUGGGCGUUCGCUUUUACUCCGGAAAACGCAAUUCUCCACUGGAGUACCGUAGCAAUCAGUUGAAAUUGCGUUUUCACAACGGGGUCCUGCGAGAAUGUUAUGCUAAUUGGGCGUGCUUACUAUUGUAAUUAGAUUAUUGUAAGGUAAUUCGAGUGGAAUAAAGUGAGGCCAAUACUAAA